Gilbertella persicaria is the source of this 1384-nucleotide messenger RNA. RefSeq lists its product as uncharacterized. The record is from RefSeq and is a predicted model, not a curated record. The transcript is spliced from 6 exons. Gene Ontology annotation, biological process: post-transcriptional tethering of RNA polymerase II gene DNA at nuclear periphery; transcription elongation by RNA polymerase II; poly(A)+ mRNA export from nucleus. Gene Ontology annotation, cellular component: transcription export complex 2. The coding region runs from base 21 to 1346 and encodes 441 amino acids. Lineage: Eukaryota; Fungi; Mucoromycota; Mucoromycetes; Mucorales; Choanephoraceae. Gene Ontology annotation, molecular function: RNA binding; double-stranded DNA binding.
UUUUUUUUUUCUUCUUACUGAUGUUUGCAGCUUCAAACGCGAUUAGUACACUUUGUCAUCAGGUUAAGCAAGCUUAUCUUGGUCAAAAUGCACAACUCUAUGCACAACUACUCAGUAUUGACCUAAACAAUCCAACUAUCAACUCACUCUUGUCUGAACUAGCUCAGAAAACGGAUGCUCAACUUGAACUGAAUGUCAACGAUGUAUUAGAAGAUACUUCUAUUGCUUUAUCUGAUGCUGUACUUGGUUAUCUUAAAGUACUAAAGAUGAUUCAUAGUCCAGAUAUUGAACAAGUGUUUGAGACCUAUGCAUCUUAUUAUAGUGCACUUAUUCCUGUGUUUUCAAGUGCAGAUACAUACUAUCAAGUACCACUGAUAAAGAACCUGUCGAGUUCUCUUGUUCAAUUAGCAUUUCAAGUAGAUCGAAUUGGGUUACGAGGAAAAGCACGUAAAGCCAAUACAGCAGCAAGACUUUUAUCUAAAGUAUUCAAUAUCAUGUUGGCAGACAGAUCCCCUAUAGAGACAUCCAAAAGACAAGGCAUAUUCCACAUUACGAAUCUAGCAUUUAAAGUCUACUUUAAAUUAAACUCGAUCCGUAUGUGUCAAACAUUCAUCAACAAUAUUCGAUCAGGCGAAAUUGAUUUAAGCCUUUAUCCCAUCAGUCAACAAGUGACCUAUAAAUAUUACAUUGGUAGAUAUGCACUUUAUCAUGGUAGACUAAAGCAGGCACAAGAAUGUCUAUUGUUUGCUUUCCAGAAAUGUCAUCCUGAUCAAUGGCAUAACAAGAGAAUGAUACUUCAUUAUUUGAUACCAACACGUAUCAUUCUUGGUUAUUUCCCUAAACAUGCCUUAUUAGAGACCUACAAUCUAGUGAAUCCUUACUUGAAUCUGAUUCAAUGUCUAAAAGUAGGUAAUAUACAAGGCUAUUUAGACCAUUUGGAGAUCCAUUUCAACUACUUUUAUCACCAUUUGACAUAUGUCCUUUUGAAAGAAAGAGGCAUUGUGCUUGUAUGGCGUUGUUUGAUCAGAAAUAUGUAUACACAGCUGGGUUCAACUGUACCUAUCAUUCAUUUUGAUCAUAUACUAGCAGCUAUUCAAUUUGCGACACAAAGUGACUAUGCAUUAGAAGAUAUAGAGUGUAUGCUUGUCUCUCUUGUCAGUCAAGGUUAUAUGCGUGGUUAUUUACAACAUCAGAAGCAACGUAUUGUACUCAGUAAAGUCAAUGCAUUCCCUCCUAUCUCUUCUGUCCGGCUUGUGGUUGAAAGAUACAACGAAUCCUUAAUUGAUGAACAUUUAGAUCAAGAACCACAUCCAUUGCCACAAGAAAUUAAGCAUAUCAUGGAAUAAAAAGAAUUUUUUUUUAUUAUUAUCAUUAUCGUUUUAAC